Molecule: messenger RNA, 3140 nt
Organism: Bombina bombina (fire-bellied toad)
Lineage: Eukaryota; Metazoa; Chordata; Amphibia; Anura; Bombinatoridae
Gene: HBS1L
Product: HBS1 like translational GTPase
Exons: 5
Coding region: 199-1968 (589 amino acids)
Biological process (GO): translation
Molecular function (GO): GTPase activity; GTP binding
Source: RefSeq, a predicted model, not a curated record
AUACAUGGCUAAGUUAUCCUUCCCUAUAGCGCAUGUCCGCACUUCUGAUUCGCUGGCCUUUCCACUACGGCGAGGGCUAGAGUGACGGUUUUAUGACGUCACUGUCGUUGCCUCCGCCGUGCACCGGAAGUAGAUGUGGUUCGCGUGAAGUCACGAACAUUGGUGCUAAAACGGAGGGUUACAUAACAAUCACGUACCAUGGCCAGACACCGGAAUGUGCGCGGAUACAACUAUGACGAGGAUUUUGAUGAUGAUGACCUUUAUGGUCAGUCGGUGGAAGAUGAUUAUUGCAUUUCACCUGCAACAGCUGCUCAGUUUAUAUACUCCAAGCGGGACAGACAUAUGAGCUUCACUGAACCACUGGAAGAAGAGGAGGAUAUAGAAGAUGAGCCCGAUAAUCAUGUGAAUACCUCUCAAAGUUCUGUGGAUCAAGCACGUCUCUAUUCAUGCCUUGAACACAUGAGAGAAGUUCUGGGAGACACUGUUGGGGAACCGAUUAUGGUUGAUGCAAUAUUGCAGUGUCAGUAUGAUGAAGCCAAAGCACUCGACCUGGUAUUUACAAAAGAUUGCAACAAGAACGUGAAGUCAGCAAACCAGAACACGGCAAAAGAAGAUCUAUUUCCUUCUCUACAGAGCUUAGCUUACAAACACAAUAUAUUUUGUCCUGUUGAAAAACAAGAUAUAAAUGUUGAUCUAAGUCUAGCCAAAAAAGAAUUAUUUUCUAGUGGUUGCCUUGGAAGUAUGCUAGAUAUCGAAAUUGGUAAACCUGAUACAGCAUUAAAUGCUGGCAAUACUUUUUCUUCUAUUACACCCAGUUUAUCCUUAUCAACCCUCAUAGGGAAUUCAAAGCCUUCGGAAUUGUCGGAAAUCAGUCUGUUUCAAUUAAUUUCUGGUUCAAAUUUGAAUGAUAAUUUUAAAGAAUCAUCAGACUUGCUUAUGACAAACCAUUCAGGAAUUUUCUCUUCAAAUCUUGAAAGUACAUUUGAGGUUUCAGAUUUGAAACAGCAGCAGGGAAAUCAAGUCAGUACAUCUUGUACCCUAAAUAAUUAUGCUCAAGAUGGUAUAACUGAGCACAAACUAAAGUGUAAUGAAGUCAGAUCUGUUUCUUGUUUUCCGAAAAACGAAGUUUCUGAUGACAAGACCUUUUAUACCAGUACAGAUAUAUUUGGUAGCCUAAGCUCUGUUUUACAAAAUUCUGAGACCAGCAUAUCCACCAAUACAGAUAGUUUGGUUAUGACUAAAUAUGGAAGUCCCUCUCUGGCAGAUCUGAUUCAGGAGCAUAUAGAUAUCCGUCCCGAACCAGACCUUUCUCUUAGUAACUCCCACAGUAAUCCAUCUGAGAAUAAAGGAGUGCAGCUUGGAUCUCUGUUAGAUGUGAACCAACUGCCUAAUAAGUCAUAUGAAACUGAAAUACAACCAUUGACAAAAUGCCUGUCGUCUCUCUCUGUUUCGGAAAGCCUUAAUUUUAAAGAAACACCAGUAUCUUUGUCUGAUUUAAUUGAUAAGGCUAAUAUGGGUUCUACUUGGAACUCACACAAACUUUGGUCAUGUAGCCCCUUAAUGGAAACUGAUAAGGAUAUUGAUCUGAGCAUCCUUAUUAACAAUCCUGCAGCUUCUGGGAAUAUACUUGACCCACCGGUUUUAAGGUCAAAUCAAACUAAACCAGAGCAUUCCACUAAAAAAGAAAACAAUAACUUAAAAAUACACUUCCCUUUGAACCAUAAGAAAGAGAUGUAUCGAGCAAAAAUGCUGAAGGCCAGGCCAUCUCCGUUUGCUUUAAGUUUAUGUUUUAGUUACUUACCAAAAGCAUGUAAAAAAAGCAUAUUGAUGAUUCAGCAGUUCCAACAUAACUAUGUCGCUGAGGAAAAGGAUGAAAUGCUACAACCAGCAAUAACACCAUUCAAUUUUCAAACACCUUCCCCUGAUGACAUUGUGAAAGAAAAUCAGAAAAAAGCUUUCAUGAGAUAGUAUCAAUUGACUUUUUUUUUUUUUAACUAACUUUUCUUAUUGUCACCUAUGGUUAUUGAUACUGGUGAUAUGUGAUUUUAUAUACAGUUUAAAUAUCUGAAAAGAUUUUAAAAAAGAUUUGUAUUUUCUUUUGAAACUGGGUUUUGAUGGAGGUUUCUUUUUUAACCAAUAUUUUUUUUUUUUAAUUGUAAAACAGUAUUUAAAGCCAACCAGCUUUGUUGACCUAAUCAAAUAUAAUAUAUCAUUAAAAAAUAUAGCAAAUAAAUUUUUGUUGGAACUGUAGACAACUUCAGAUAUUACUUUGGGAUAAAUGGAUUUACAUUGCUCAGCAUUUAGUAUUCAUAUCAAGCUGCUGUUUUAUUUAUCUUGUAAAUUAUUUUUUAUUGGUUAUUAGCAUCUAUCCAUUUUUAUUAAUGAAACCUCAAUAAAUCUGGCCACAUUCAGUACAUUCAUUUAUUCUUAUGCUCUGUUCUAAACCUUAAUGAAAAUGUAUUGUAGCAUAUAGGUCACUGGUUUUCAAACCUGUCCUCGGCUUCCCCAACAGACCAGGUUUUCUGGAUUACCUUGGAUAAUAGCAGGUAAAAUAUCUAGGUUUACUAAUCAGCUGAUUGUUUCACCUGUGCUCUAGUUCAGAUAUCCUCAAUAUGUGACCUGUUAGGGAAGUCUGAGGACAGGUUUGAAAACCAGUGAUAUAGACAAUUUAUUAACCUCAUAUUGGAAGCAAACAUGUACUUAUAGACCUAUUUCUUGCCAAAAAACAUUAAUUUGCUUCUAUAAAAUCGCUUCAAAACCGACAUGAUUCCUACGGCUGUUUGCAAAACUAAAUUUAAAUAUUGACACUCGUCUUAAAAUAGUUUUACAGCCUUAUUCCAAGAGAAAUUGUUUUAGCCAUUCCUCAGUUAAUUUGCAAGAACUGUGAAGUGUGGCCUGGGCAGAACAGAAGUGUUCUCCGCAUACAGUGCAAAAGGUUCACUGUUGGUGCAUUUUUUGCUCUUGACGAAAAUGAAACCUGUUCAUGAUCUUGCUUUUAGGAAUAGUUAAAGGAAUACUAAACACACAUUUUUUUUUUCCAAUGUUUUAGAUAAAGCAUGCAAUUUUAAGCAACUUUAUCAUUUACUCCUAUUAUCAAUUUCUAUCUUUAUUUAAAAAAGCAGGAAUGUAAGCUUAAGAGC